AUGGCACUAAAUUCUCUUACCUCAGGAGACGGAGCGUAUGACAGCAUUUAUCAGGACAUUAUGGACCGGAUAACAGAACAAGAUCCAGAAUCGAGAAAUUUGGCGUAUAAGAUUCUUUCUUGGAUUACAUAUGCAACGAGGGCCCUUAAAAAGGAAGAGCUACAACGUGCGAUUGCCAUAGAACUUGACGAGACCGAAAUCGAAGAAAUAAACCGGGGAGUCAGCCGAUACGAAUUUAAUUUCAAUCCUAGGGAUGUACCAGAAAUCGAAGAUAUGAUUUCGGUAUGCUGCGGCUUGAUUACAGUCGACGCGCAGAGUGACGUUGUCAGACUAGUCCACUACACUACACAGGAGUAUUUUGAGCGAACCGGAUCGGUCUGGUUUCCACAAGCAAAUGGCAACAUUGCGGCAACAUGCAUAAUUUCGAUGUCGCUUAAUGUAUCAUCGGGAGGCGUGCUAAAAGACUCGUAUAGUGCUAUUUACUGGCAGGAUCAUAUUCUAGAGUCUACGAAAGAGGAAUCGUGCAGUUCUCUAACAAAAUUGGGCCAGGAAGAUCCAAAUUUCCUGUCCUUGAGAAAAGUUAAACUUCAGCCGCUAUUGCUGGGCUUUUUUCGGACACAUUAUCUGCGAUUAGCUUAUGUCAAACGCAUGGUGGCGAUUAAUAUUAAUAGGAUUUCAAAAUUCCAGGGUGGACAGGGUUGGUUGGAGGUGGUGGCACGCACGCAGAUCUACAUAUAUCUAGCUACAAAUUUAGCUGAACUAAUAGUCCGCUGGUGUACGGGCCCGCAGCCCAAACUAGACGGGGACGCAGAACAAGAGGAGUCCUUCCCUUCUCGGUUCAAAUUCAGGCCAGAUGAGGCUGUGGGAUUUUUGGCGAAGCAGGGCAUAUACCUCCUCGCGGAUGAGAAAGCCGGAGGUAAUUUUGAAUUUUCUGCACUAGAGUGGGCUGUGAAUACAGGGAACCAAGAGAUUUUGAGGAAUAUAGUAGACAUGAAUAUAGACGGAGUACGCUCAAGCGCCUGCGCUAGAAUAGAUCUCUUAACCUUAGCUGUUGGAAACGGGUACUACGACAUUGCAGAAUUGUUGUUGGAAGGAAAGGACCUAAAAGCUCCUAUUUAUUCGGAUGGGGGAACAAUACUGUCUGCGGCAGCGGCGGAAAGUCAUAACGGUGUGCUUGCCAAAAUGUUAUUGGACAAAGGAUUGGAGAUUGAAACCAAAAAUGAUUUAGGUAUGACCCCACUGUCACUGGCUAUCAAAAACUGGAAACUUCAGAAUAUUAUUGUAUUGUUGGAGAGGGGUGCAGAUUUUCGCGGCCAAGGUGAGGAUAAAGACAGGGAAAGUAACCAACUACUAUUGGAGAUAAUGACGGAGCACGGAAAGGAUGAUAUCGUCAAAUCUUUAAUAGAACGGGGCAUAUUUCUUAAACUCGGCAAUUCAGCACUAGGCUAUAUAGCAUGGGCUAUAGGGAGAGGACAGGGAUUCUCUAGAAACGCAUAUGAUAUGUUACAAAGUUCACGAAGACCUGAUGUCCAAAACUUGCCAAGGAUGGAUCUUUCGAUUUUGAAAACUCUACUAAAAAUUGCUGGAGAACAUUCCCGGGAGGAUUUUCUCGAAAUUUUGUUAGAAAGUGGAGUCCCUGCAGAUGAGAUUGCGGAAGCUCUGUUAAAAGAGUCCCCUUGA
Messenger RNA from Orbilia oligospora ATCC 24927, 1680 nucleotides. RefSeq lists its product as uncharacterized. Lineage: Eukaryota; Fungi; Ascomycota; Orbiliomycetes; Orbiliales; Orbiliaceae. The coding region runs from base 1 to 1680 and encodes 559 amino acids. The transcript has a single exon. Gene Ontology annotation, molecular function: protein binding. The record is from RefSeq and is a predicted model, not a curated record.